Schistocerca serialis cubense is the source of this 6411-nucleotide messenger RNA. RefSeq names its product sensory neuron membrane protein 1-like. Gene Ontology annotation, cellular component: cytoplasm; membrane. The record is from RefSeq and is a predicted model, not a curated record. Lineage: Eukaryota; Metazoa; Arthropoda; Insecta; Orthoptera; Acrididae. The coding region runs from base 182 to 1723 and encodes 513 amino acids. Gene Ontology annotation, molecular function: scavenger receptor activity. The transcript is spliced from 10 exons.
UCAUUGUGUAGGUGCUCCACAGGGAUCCAUACUGGGACCACCGAUCGCAUCGUGUGCAAAAAUAAGGACUUAAUUUUCAGCAAUACAGCUCGAGAUUACCAAAGUAUAGUCAUCUACAGCACUAUACACCCAUUUACUGACAACCUACGCCAGUUAUAUAUAGCAAGACAGUGGGGACACCAUGCAGCUUCCCGUGGGUCUCGCAGCUGGAGGGGGAGGCGUCUUCUUCAUGGCUGUGGUCGCCGGUUGGUACGGGAUGCCCAAGCUCAUCUCCAGCCAGAUAGCCUCCGGACUGGCACUGAAGAAAGGAUCAGACAUCCGCCAGAUGUGGUCCAACUUCUCCGACCCCAUCGACUUCAGGGUGUACGUCUUGAACCUCACCAACCCUGAGGCGGUGCACAGAGGGGAGAAACCCAUCGUACAAGAAAUCGGACCGUACUUCUACGAGGAGUACAAGCAGAAGGUGAAGCUGCGCGACCACAAGGAGGACGACACCGUCUCGUACAACAACAAGAUCACGUGGCUGUUCAACCAGGGCAAGAGCGCUCCGGGCCUCACCGGGGACGAGAUGGUCACCAUGCCACACCCACUGCUUCUGGGCCUGCUGCUGACCCUGGAGCGCGACAAGCCGGGCAUGCUGGCGCUGGUGAACAAGGCGAUCCCGCCGCUCUUCCGCAAGCCGGAGAGCAUCUUCGUGACGGCGCCGGUGCGCAACUUCCUCUUCGACGGCAUCGUCAUCAACUGCACGGUCACCGACUUCUCGGCCAAAGCGCUCUGCACGGGUCUCAAGAAGGAGGCCAAGGAGCUCAAGCGCGAGGGCGACAACUUCUUCUUCUCCUUCUUUGGACACAAAAAUGGCACGGUGGACGCCGGGCGGCUGCGGGUGAAGCGCGGCAUCCAGAACAUCGACGACCUGGGCCGCGUGGUGGCCUUCAACGGAGAGCCCAAGAUGUCCUCGUGGCGGGGCGACCCGUGCAACGACCUGCGAGGCACCGACUCCACGAUCUUCCCGCCCUUCAGGGACCCCAAGGAGCCCAUCGUCGCCUUCGGCGCAGACCUCUGUCUGUCUCUGGGCGCGAACUGGGAGCGCAAGGCGGAGUACAUGGGCGUGCCCGGCAACAGGUACACGGCCGAGCUGCCCGACAUGAAGGGCAACCCGGAGCACCACUGCUACUGCCCUACCGAGCAGACCUGCCUCGAGAAGGGCACCCUCGACCUCUCGCCCUGCGCAGGUGCCCCAGUGAUAGCUACGCUGCCGCAUUUCUACCUGGCGAGCGAGACGUACCUGCAGACUGUAUCGGGCCUGCGGCCAACCAAGGAGAACCACGAGCUCUUCAUGGUCUUCGAAUCGACGACAGGGUCACCCAUGGAGGCCCGUAAGAGGCUGCAGUUCAACAUGUUCCUCCACAAGAUCAACAAAAUAGACCUACUGGCCAACGUGCCCUAUGCUUUGAUGCCACUCAUCUGGGUCGAGGAGGGCCUUGCACUGGAGGAGAAGUACGUAUCGACACUGCGCAUGUUGUUCCGCAUGCAGGGCAUCAUGUCUGGCGUCAAGUGGACACUGAUGGCGGUUGGUAUGGGGAUGGCUGGCGCAGGGGGCUACCUGCACUUCAAGCGGCGCAAGGAGCUGGUCGUGGGGCCCGCCGAGCCCAAGAAGGUCGUCGCUGGACACGACACUACGGGCCACCCCAUCAGGCUGGAGAGCUCCCACUCUAGAUACUAGUCCUGGACACUCCAGGCCAUCCCACUGGGCUCGACAGCUCCCACUACACGUGUUAGACUUUGGAAGGUCGCAGCUGGACUUACCAACUCCCGAGGCCGUCUCCUCUGAUUACAUACCAGCGAGACAGCACCAAAAGCUGAUGGACCUGGUGGGUCUAUGGGUCUUAAGGGCAGCCUGAUUCUACCAUCUUCAGGAUCCUGCUGUGGGGCUGUAGUUGUAGAAACUAAUGUUCCUUUUCCUAGGCUGAUGAAUUCUGUGCACCACAUUGGGGAAUGCUCCCAACACCUUCGGCCAUCACCAUGCACCACAUAGCGAAUCAGGCCACAACACUCAAGCUGUUUGCAACUUGCAGUAGCAAUGGUUAUCGCUACGUUGCUCUGAUCCAACGACAUAACUCCGACAUAGAUCGCUUUGCUCGUAGAGAUUUAUCAGCACAAAUUACUGCAGUUUUGUCUUGAGAUUUAUUAACUUCCACAUAAACGACUGAUACGGUCAACAUCGUUAAUCUAUAUUUACAAGUGUCUGCAUGUAAAGUAUACUGUUGUUAACCGUAAGCAAGUCUGAAACAGUUUAUAUCGCGAUACGGGGUCUUUAACUUUCUUAUCUACCUAGAUAUUGAAGCUACUGCUGCUCUUAUAACGAAGCUAUGUACUUUCCUGUCCUCAUACUUUCUGUGCCGUUUGGUAAAGUUGCAAACCUUGCAGUCGUCCUCAAUAUGUAUCACAAAAAAAUUUACUAAUGUUGUUACUGCUGUAAUUCAUGAUUUGUUCUUCUUGCUGCCGCCCACUGUAAGAUGUUAUUACCUGAUCCUCAGGGAACACAACAGCGAACAUCUAUGCUGGUACGGUUUGUGUAUGUGAAUGCUAUUUUUCUGUGUGCAUUGCUGAAACACGUCUAGUGACGUAAGAACUUACUGUAUCUAAGAACAUUCAACAUCGCAGCGCGUCAGCAAUCGUUGGUUAAUAUACUGAAAAACUAAAAACCCACCUUGAUUGCGAAAAAAGCACCUAGUGUUAACCCAGGUUUCGGCGUAGAUAGCUACACCUUCUUCAGAACAACAAUAAAACCCACAAGUGCCUAAGAAGACCUUUGUCAAUGAUUAAAAGAACACCAUAGCUAUACAUUUAUAAAAGAAAAAGAAAAGGAAACACAAACAGUACAUAUGUACAAAGUCAAAACCACUACUUAACUUAUGGUGUACACUAUUAAGUGUACACUAUUAAGUACACUUAACUUGAUGGUGUACACUAUUAAGUUAAUGGUGUACACUAUUAAGUGUACACUAUUAAGUUAAUGGUGUACACUAUUAAGUUAAAUAGUGGUUUUGACUUUGUUCAUAUGUACUGUGAAACGUCCCCUUAGUAAAAUUAUACAUGACUGUGCUUAAACUGACACACAAUAUUUUUUUAGCGCAACGCAAUCUGACUUUCAAUAACCCCUACAAAAGAAGGGCCCUGACUAACAAUAACCUAUACCUUUCACAAAUCACUUACCUCACAAAGAUCUUCGUUACUCGAACUACUGCAAUACGGCGAGCGCCACUACUGCCAGCUAAAUAAAAGAUUCAAACUACGGAAGGCACUAACUACUGAUAGGCAUAGUUAGCAAAUGAAAGAUUUUAAUAGAGAACAAACAAUGUAUUUACCUUAAUAGUGUUGAACAAUCUUAAUAUACAUAGCAGUUCAUGACAUCCAGUCUUACAAAAUUUCAAAACUCCGCCAUUUUUCUCCCCACAUCCAUCACUGCUGGCGGCUCACCUCCAACUGCGCAACGCUACGUGCUGUUAACAUCCAGCUGCCCAACACUACAAUGGCAGACAACAAUGCAAACUAGCCACAGACUGCACACAGCACAGCCAGUGAUUUUCAUACAGAGCGCUACAUAACGUUGCCAAUAAAAAAACAUAGCCUACUUACAACUGUUUGUCUUUCCUUUUCUUUUUCUUUUAUAAAUAUAUAGCUAUGGUGUUCUUUUGAUCAUUGACAAAGGUCUUCUUAGGCACUUGCGGGUUUUAUUGUUGUUCUGAAGAGGGUGUAGUUAUCUACACCGAAACCUGGUUUACCAUUAGGUGUUUUUUUCGCAAUCGAGGCGGAUUUUUAGUUUUUUAAUAUAUAACUUACUGUAUCGUUGUCACAGCCUAAGCCUGUUUCCAUCUUUAGCCCUCGGUUUCUACAAUGGUUGUGCCUUAGUUACUGGACGCGCUUCAAUUACAGUUGUUAAAUAUAAAGGCAUGACAUUUUCUCUAGAAUUAUUCAUAAAUUGUCUCGUCUACACACUGUUAAACGCCUUAGGGACAUUUAUAAACAGAAGAGCUUCACUUUGAUAUUCUCGAUGUUUUUCCAUUAUCUGUCUAAGACAAAAUAUGUUAUUUUUGUGUACGAUGUGCAGAGCCCAAUUUUCUCUUACAUCAGAAUUGUUUCUGCUAUUUUAUAUAAUAUCUGUUAAAUUUUUCUUAAAGGUUGUGUUCAGCAGUGAAACGCAUUUGUAACUUUCAGUUUUUCCAGUUUAGUUUUUUAAAAAUAGCUACAAUAAUGACUAGUCUAUACACCUGUGGUACUUUAUUUUUGUUCAAUGUCUCUUAAAUAGGUGUAAAACAGUUUACAGUUCAUGAGAUGCAUAUUCAAUUACUUCUAUAUUUGUUCUAAAUUUUCUGAACCUUUUCGUUUUUUGAUGUGUUUCUCUGCUUACUGUAGCUCUUUUAUGUGUAUCAAAUCUUUGUACUAGUUUCCAUUCAUUUUCUUCCAACAGGCAUAAAGAAUUGUCGUUGUCUAUUGUCUGUAAUUUUGAAUAGUAAUCUAGUUGUUCGUCGGAGGCUAAUAUAUUUUUCUCUUGCCAUUUUCUGUAUUAUUCAAAUGUUACAUCAUUUUCUGAGCAAAGCCUGGCCUCCAACUCUAGUUAUACACAUAUUCUAGGUUUCUUGAUUUAUUUAUCUACUCUUAGCUUUAUCUCCUCGUUCCACGUGAAUUCCACCCUACCUUUCUUCUUUCCCUUGACACUAUCUAAUACCCCUCUUUGUUGUUUGAAGACAGAUUUUAUAACCGUUUGCGAUAAGCUUGUAUCUUGAUGUCAAACAAUUCGGUUCUUUCUUUAUUUCAGAAUCUUAACCUCAUUUUUUUCCUUACCUACGUAGUCACCACUCAAGUGACCCAAAGGUUAUUAUUCCAUAACUCUUUUUACAUGUACUUCUAUUCUUAAACAAUUAUUUAAGGGAGAAAACUAUGCUAAAAUUUUGCAAGACUGGCAGUAUCAGUAGUCAAAUACGAUUCGCCUUACAAGCACGGAAGUACAGAUUCUUCGAUCGAUUACAGGUGUAACAAGGAGAGACCAAAGAUGUAAGAAAACAUCAGUAGCUCAACAUGUAAACAUUCAAUGACAAAGUCAUGACGUAUCACCAAAAAUUCGUAUCUCAAGUAACACGGGUGAAUAAAUCAUGUUACUGAAGACCAUAGUUCAGAAACGAACCUGGUCACUUCUGCAGAGUCGGUACCGUAAUACAGGAAGACCAACAAUGAACGAAAUGUACUUUUGCAACAAACCAGAAAAACACAUACUUAAGGAGAUCGUACAUUGUUGUCUCUGUUAUUGUUGUUGUUGUCGUUGUUGUUGUUGAUAAUGAUGAUGAAUUGUCAACGACAUACAUACAUAGUUUUUAACAGCAUUCGAGCACCUUUAAAGGCACGGACAUAUUGAUACAGAGUUUUUCAUCAUUUAUUUUCACAAAACAAUGUAUGUGUAUCCGUUCCAUUAUGCGACUAAUUAAUAACGAGGGUAUAGUUGCGCUGUGAGAACAAUUUUUAUUUCUAUGUUUGAAACAUCUACCGUUUCUUUCCGCAGUAGGUUUUACUGCAGACUGUAACAACCUUCAUAUAAUAGUAUCCCUCUUUUCAUAGUCUUUCGGAUUCCCGUUGAAAAAUACGUUACUCUGCUGUGGACAGGUCCAAGGUUGCUUCAUUAUCUCGGUAAAUAGAUAAAAAAUACAACUGUUAAUAACAUAGCAAAAUACUUACCCUUUUCUUAUCUAUCAUUUGUUGAAAAUUUCGAUUCUAAACAUUAAACCAAUUAACAAAACUUAAGGAUAACUCCACUAUAUGUGUAUUCUAAGUAAAGGACUGUAAAUCUCGUGAGUGUAAUGUAACAGACAUCGAUAACUUGAUUAUGUUAAAGACGAAAGAAACUAUCCCACGCUGCAAUCAAUAAUCGACCACAUACGUACUUCACGAUCUCAACUACGAGGGAGCCAUUUAUCUAUUUGCAGUCAAUAAUUAUUUUAACCUUUAUUCUUGUAGCAGUAGAACAGUAGGAAAGUAAUUACCAGCUCUGGUGAGUCAGUGCAGUAAGGAAGAUUCCGAUAUCACACACAGUUAUUGAUUUCACAAUCUUCGAUUUCUCAUUUAUCAUUCGCAAGCUGCAAGUAGAUGGAUCUCGCUUCAAACUGGUUCGUAUAAGAUUUAAAUGUAGUGAAACAAAGAAGUACCUGCCUAUGUCAUUUCUUGUAGUCGAUCUAAAAGCUUUGAAAAUUAUCUUUGUGCUAAACGCAAUGGUGCUUGAAUAUCGUAGAUCCUUGUUUGGACUAGUUUUUGGAACAUAUUCUUAACUAUUUUUCUAUAGUAACCGUAGGGAAAUAAUUGGAAAUAUUUAUUUUUCUUGUGCUCUCUUUCUCUACAGUUUUUUUGAAAUAGUAUUAUGUA